Messenger RNA from Prunus armeniaca (apricot), 594 nucleotides. Lineage: Eukaryota; Viridiplantae; Streptophyta; Magnoliopsida; Rosales; Rosaceae. The record is from the annotation of a GenBank genome assembly.
AUGCUAAUGAUUACUACUAGUUGGAUUUUAUGGAAUAUACACAUUGUCGUCCCUAAGAUCUUAAGCCAAAGAUUUGUGCAGUUUUCUUCAAUAUUCCUUAAUGUAAAAGCUGUGGAUUUUCGCCUUCUGAGGGCUGUUGCUAUUGAACAUCCCACCGAUGCUGAUGCAGCAGUGCUUGAUGUUCUUACUGAGCUCCCUUCCUUGAACAGACGAUCAUUGUCUCUGGUUAGUCCUGCACAGGUUCUGCAUCGCACAGGUUCACCAGUUACAGUUGACCACAAGGAGAAGGGUAAAGCAUUGAUGUACCAGCAGGUAAUUAAGGAAGUAGAAGUUGGAUCUCUACCAGAACCAGAAACCGCAGCUGGUGAGGAUGGCAACAAAAAUGAUCAUCCAAGUGGUGCCUCUCAUGAUGAACCCACACCAAUGGAGGAAGUGCAUACAUUGCAUAAUGCCCCUGUCACGGCAGAUCCUUUGAGGAUACAUACUCAAAAUGAAGAACUGAUUUCUGAUGAAACGGGUUUGAAUUUUGAUGGCAAAGUUGGGCUUCAGCAGUCUCCAUCUUGCAAAUCCUUUGAGGAUACAUACUCAAAAUGA